AUGGCUGAUUUAUUUGAUUUGGCAAAUUUGAUAACCAACGUUGGUGUUGAUGCUGUUAAAAUAAAACAAGAGCCUGACAUGCCAGAAAAAUCGUCAAAUCAAAUACUUACCGAGCUGUUUAGCACGUUUGAUGUUGAUGAGGGUAUCGAAUCGCCGGUAAAUGACGAGGAGGAUGAUGAUGAUAGCAAUGACGGUGAUGACACCACGGAUAAAGUCAAAAAGAAGAAGAAAAAGAGUAAGAAAAAACAUAAACAUAAGGAUAAAAAACACAAAAAGCGUAGUAGAAAAAAUUCAUCAGACAGUGGUAGCGAAUGCGAAGUCGAUGGUGUCAAGAAAAAAAAGAAGCACAAGAAAAAGUUGAAGCGAAAAAAAUCAACAGAUUUAAGCGACUCGUCGAAUUCAGACGAGCCUAAAGUUAAGAUAAAAAAAGAGUUACUUUCACCGGAAAAUACUAGAAAAAAUAAAAUUGACCGAGCCCUCAAUUUUAAAAUUGAUCAUCCUCAAACAGUAUUUGACUUAGUGUCUAAUGUUGUGUCUAAAAAGGAACAAAGCGACAAAGAGUUGAAUGAUGGUAAAUUAAGUGCUUUAAAAAGUCCAGAAUUACCACCUUUUUCUAAAAAAGUUGAUGAUGAAUCCGAGCCUGUAGCUCCAAGAUUACUGGAAAAAACAGACCAACCUACCAAAGGAAAAAUACUAAUAAAAGAUCUAAAAAAUAGUUUAAUAUACAACGAAACGGUGAAAGAAGUUGAGAAUAAAAAAAAAGAAAAGGCUGCGCGUAUGGAGGAUGGCGAAAUAUCAGACAGUAAUUCAGAGAAUCGAACUCCAACAUUGAGUCCAUCGCCACAACCACAAGAUUCUUUUGAUUCAAUAGAUGAUACAGUUGCGCGAUCUAGCCAUCAAGUUAAGGAUCUUAGAUUAGUAUUAAAACACAAGGAAAAAAUUAAAAAGUCGCGUGAUCGUAAAGGAAGUCGAGAAGACCGUGAGUCCCGAUCACAUAAUGACGAGACGAAGGACCGAGGAAGAAGUCACCAUCACGACCGCAAAGACAAACAUCGAAGUACCAGUAGUCACUCGAAAGACAGGAAAUCAGAGUCUACGCACUCACACUCGCGUAGACGCAGCAGGAGUCGAGGAUGGGAACAUCACAGGACUAGGAGUAAUGAGCGCAGGUAUAGAGACAGAAGCACUGAUAGAAGGUCGACUCGUAGUCGAGAAAGAAGUCGAUACUCCAAUGGACGAUGCAGGAGUGAAGAUAAAGGAUGGGAUAGAUCUUUUAGAGGUCGCAGUCGCAGUAAAGAGAGAAAGGAAAGGAUAGAAAUUGAUAAAAAGAAAUUAUUAGAAAUUGCGAGGAAAAAUGCUAUUAAUAUGAUCAAGCGAGGAGCAUUGCCGUUAGCACAACAGGAUAAAGCAAUAGCUGCUAUUCAAGCUGGUGGAAAAUCUGUUGAUGAACUCAUUGAUUUUUGCAAAUCGCUCUCGAAAUCAGAAGCUCUUGGUGAACUAUCAAGUGUUUCGUCAGACGAAGGAGCAAGUGAGACAGAGAAAGGUUUUCAUCAUCCAUUUUUACUAAAAGAAAGACCUAAUUCUAUAAUAAUGAAUAUCAGAGACUCAAAACAACUUCCUACGAAAACUUUUCAAGAGCGAACAACGGAAUCGUCUACUCAAUUGCGAUUACAAUUCCCAGUAUCGAGUGGUCAGCAGCACAGAAAAACUGAAAAUGAGUGGAUAGACGUAACACCAGUGCCGCCGGUUAAAAAACCCGAGCCUAAGAAGCCUUUCGUAUCGGCCUCUGUACAAGUACAAACUCCAGCGUUUACCAUAAUACCUCCGAUUAAUACACAACUACCGGCAGCAAAUGCUCAAGCUCUAGUUCCAGUUUCACUUCCAGCGCCAACGCCAGUUCCAGCUCCAGUUCAAACUGUUACUACGGCUCCUGCUGUUGCUGUUGCUCCGAUUCCAACGCCAGUUCCUCCAGUUGCCAUGAUACCCGCACCCGUUGAAAUGCCGACAAUUGCACAACCGAUGCUUCAAGCACCCGCUAAUUCUGUCUUUCCUCAACCUCCAGCUGAAAAUAUUGAUAUAGGAACAAUUGUUUCUCAACGAUUAGCGGCGAUGAGAAAGCUCAAAGAAAAUCCAAAUGAUGUCCAAGCGUUAAAUGAAAUUUAUCAAGCUCAAAAUGAAAUGAAAACAUGGGCAGAAAGUAAACAGAUGCCAGGUCAGUUUACUGGUAGCACUGGAGUAAAAGUUCUCUCAGCAGCAGAAUUAACUUCAGGCUAUCAAACUUGGGCUCGCAAGGAUCAAUUGACCUCCGCGACACCCGUGUCGGGUGGCAUGGGUAUGGCAUUGCUACAAAAAAUGGGCUGGCGACCUGGUGAAGGCUUAGGAAAGAACAAAGAAGGUACACUGGAGCCUUUGCAAUUAGAAAUUAAGCUCGAUAAACGCGGGCUCGUUUCUCAUCAAGACGUUGGCGUCAGAACGGGAAAAAAUCCAGGGAAACCUGUCGUACCAACUAUUAAAACCCUAGAAGGUAAACAUCCUGUUUCAUUGCUUGGUGAAUACUGCUCAAAGAGGAAAUUUGGUGCGCCAGUUUACGAGCUCUGCUUUGAAUGUGGACCCGACCACAAGAAAAAUUUCUUGUUCAAGGUCAAAGUGAACGGUAUUGAAUAUAAGCCUAGUGUAGCAAGUCCGAAUAAGAAACAAGCCAAGGCCGAAGCUGCACAAAUUUGCCUUCAAACACUUGGCUUACUCCCCACUUAA
Molecule: messenger RNA, 2754 nt
Organism: Cotesia congregata
Lineage: Eukaryota; Metazoa; Arthropoda; Insecta; Hymenoptera; Braconidae
Source: the annotation of a GenBank genome assembly